AUGGCGGCGGAGCAGCGGAAGUUGCUGGAACAGCUCAUGGGAGCUGACCAGCUCAUUGGAGGUGGUGCCCAGGGUCGCAAUUCUCAGUUGACAAUUACGGACCCGAAGGUCUGCCGGUCCUACCUUGUCGGGACCUGCCCGCACGAUCUCUUCACUAAUACGAAGCAAGAUCUUGGACCCUGUCCGAAAGUGCACAGUGAAGGUUUGAAAACCGAGUACGAGACGGCCUCAGCGGCGGAAAAGGCAAAAUGGGGCUUCGAGUUUGAUUACAUGCGCGACAUGCAAAAGUACAUUGACGAUUGUGACCGACGAAUCGACACGGCGCAGCGUCGUUUGGAGAAGACACCAGAUGAGAUCCGUCAAACCAACAACCUGCUCAAGCAAAUAGCAGAUCUCAACAGCACAAUCAACACAGGUCUCCUUGAAGUGUCUGUCCUCGGAGAGACGGGAUCUGUCGCGAUGGCACUGGGCGAGAUGCAUAAGAUUCGGGCCGCGAAGCAACAAAAGGAGAAUGCAGAGCGUGAUUUGAAGCUGCUUCAGGACACAUCGGGGCCGUCUGGUCACCAGAAGCUGCAGGUAUGCGACGUCUGCGGCGCCUAUCUUAGUCGACUUGACAAUGAUCGACGAUUGGCGGAUCACUUCUUUGGAAAGAUGCAUAUGGGUUACUCGGACAUGCGAAAGGGCUAUAAGAAGCUCAGUGCUGAACUCAAGGGUCGUGCACCGCCAGUCCGUCACCAUGAAGAAGAGGAUCCCUACAGUGCGGGCGGCCGAGCUGGUGGGCGUGGCCAGCGAUAUGGCGGCGGUGGUGGUGGUGGUGGAGGAGGAGGUGGUGGAGGGUUCCGGCGACGGGGUGGAAGGUGGUAG
Messenger RNA from Penicillium oxalicum, 864 nucleotides. Its product is annotated as LUC7 domain-containing protein. The transcript has 3 exons. The record is from RefSeq and is a predicted model, not a curated record. NCBI's taxonomy places the organism in Eukaryota, Fungi, Ascomycota, Eurotiomycetes, Eurotiales, Aspergillaceae. The coding region runs from base 1 to 864 and encodes 287 amino acids. Gene Ontology annotation, biological process: mRNA splice site recognition. Gene Ontology annotation, molecular function: mRNA binding. Gene Ontology annotation, cellular component: U2-type prespliceosome; U1 snRNP.